AUGGUUCAGUUAUCAAUCUCUGAAUUUGGAGAUGACAAUUUUGCUGUUGGCAGCUGGGAAAACAAAGAAAUAAUAAGCCGUGAUGGACACCUGAAGCUACAUGCUCAAGUUUUCUUUGCUUCCAUUGAUCAGAGGAAUGAACGUGCUGCAGGCAAGAGUGCAUGUACUGCCCUUGUUGCUGUCAUUGCCAAUUGGUUGCAGUCCAAUCGAGAUGAAAUGCCGAUUAAAUAUGAAUUUGAUAAUCUCAUCAGGGAAGGAUCUCUAGAGUGGAGAAACCUCUGUGAGAAUGAGGAUUAUAUACGCCAAUUUCCUGACAAGCACUUUGAUCUCGAUACAGUCCUUCAAGCUAAAAUUCGUCCUCUAUCUAUGGUACCAGAGAAGUCUUUUGUUGGUUUUUUCCAUCCAGAAGGCCCGGAAGGAAAGGAUUUUGACUUCCUUCAGGGUGCGAUGUCAUUUGACAGCAUAUGGGAGGAGAUCAUUCGUUAUGGAUCCAACUCUCCUGGCAAUGUUGACCCUUCGAUUUAUAUCGUCAGUUGGAAUGACCAUUUUUUCGUGCUGAAGGUUGACCAUGAUGCUUACUAUAUCAUUGAUACUUUGGGGGAGAGACUUUAUGAGGGAUGCAACCAGGCCUAUGUCCUGAAAUUCGACAAAGACACUACAAUCCAGCGACUGCCAAAAGAGAUGAAACCUUCAGGUGAAAAAUCUGCUAGUGGUAAAGCACAAGGAAAUUCAUUGAAGGAGACGAAGCCUUCCGGCGAAAAAUCUGCUAGUGAUAAAGCACAAGGAAGUUCAUCGAAGGAGACUAAGCCUUCAGGUGAAAAAUCUGCUAUUGAUAAAGCACAAGGAAGUUCAUCGAAGGAAACUUCAGCGCAAGAGACUCAGAUAGUUUCCCAGAACGAGUCUCAAACCACUGAGGAAGAAGAGAUCGUGUGUAGAGGGAAGGAGUCGUGCAAAGAGUAUAUCAAGAGCUUCUUGGCUGCAGUCCCGUUACGCGAAUUGCAGGCUGAUAUAAAGAAGGGCUUGAUGGCAUCAACACCUCUUCAUCACCGGCUACAAAUCGAAUUCCACUAUACUAACUUGCUGCAGCCAGUGGUUGAGUUCUCAGCUAAUAAGGAAGCGACAGCUAAUGCGCCAGCGAUGGAAAUAGCAUUGGCCGUUACAUAGAGAGUGCUAUGGAGCUACCAUAAGGAGUGUACCGAAUUUUAUUAUUAAGUGUUAAUAUUAUGUUUGAGCUUUCUA
Messenger RNA from Pistacia vera, 1239 nucleotides. RefSeq lists its product as uncharacterized. Lineage: Eukaryota; Viridiplantae; Streptophyta; Magnoliopsida; Sapindales; Anacardiaceae. The record is from RefSeq and is a predicted model, not a curated record. The coding region runs from base 1 to 1164 and encodes 387 amino acids. The transcript has a single exon.